Messenger RNA from Culex pipiens pallens (northern house mosquito), 2622 nucleotides. RefSeq lists its product as uncharacterized. Gene Ontology annotation, molecular function: RNA helicase activity; ATP binding; RNA binding. The record is from RefSeq and is a predicted model, not a curated record. The transcript has 5 exons. NCBI's taxonomy places the organism in Eukaryota, Metazoa, Arthropoda, Insecta, Diptera, Culicidae. Bases 145 to 2184 code for a protein of 679 amino acids. Gene Ontology annotation, cellular component: nucleus; cytoplasm; ribonucleoprotein complex.
AAAUUUUCGGCUAGCCAAGCGUCUUGAGCGCACCUGAAAAUUCCCGAAAUUUGUCUCGCUCGGCGGUGAAAGUCCGGUUCGAUUCCAGCUGCCAUCGGAGGCGUCACCCGCGGGAACCGUUUUGUGAUAUUAAUCGAGGGAAUCAUGCGUCGACGAGGAGGAUUCCGUCGUAGUCGCAGCCGAAGUCCGCGCCGCGGUGGAGGGGGAGGCUACCAGCGGGCCAAGCGGAGCGAGUACGGGAAGGAGAUGCUGCUGAAGGCGGUGAAUUGGCGGGAUGUGAAGCUGGAACCGGUGGUGCGGUCCACGUAUCGUGCGGUCGGGCAUCGCCGUUCGGAACGGGAGCUGAGCGAUUGGCGCAAAAGCAAGGAGAUUACUAUUAAGGGGCGGGACUGUCCGGAUCCGAUCUUUACGUUUGAGGAUUCGGGCUUCCCGGCGGAAAUUGUCGAUGAAAUGCGUUACGCCGGGUUUACGGCGCCGACGCCGAUUCAGAGUCAGGGUUGGCCGAUUGCGUUGUCCGGUCGGGACAUGGUUGGCAUUGCGAAGACCGGUUCGGGGAAGACGCUGUCGUAUUUGCUGCCGGCGAUGUUGCACAUCGAGCAGCAGUCGAGGAUCCGCCGCGGGGAUGGUCCGAUAGCGUUGAUUUUGGCUCCGACUAGGGAACUGGCCCAGCAGAUUAAGCAGGUCGCGGAUGAGUUUGGCCGGCCGGUUAAGAUUAAGAACACUUGCCUGUUUGGGGGUGGUGCCAAGAGGCAGCAGAGUCAGGACUUGGAGUAUGGCGUUGAGAUUGUGAUUGCCACUCCUGGCAGGUUGAACGAUUUCUUGUCCUCGAAUCACACCAACUUAAAACGGUGCUCGUACUUAGUGCUAGAUGAAGCCGAUCGGAUGCUGGACAUGGGUUUCGAGCCGCAGAUUCGUGCGAUUAUUGGACAAAUCCGUCCGGAUCAUCAGACGCUGAUGUGGUCGGCGACGUGGCCGGAUGCGGUCGCCCGGCUCGUUAAGGACUAUCUCAAGGAUUAUAUCCAGAUCAACGUGGGCUCGCUGAAGCUGGCGGCCAACCACAACAUUCUGCAGAUCAUUGACGUGUGCCAGGAGUUCGAGAAGGAGGCCAAGCUGAGCAUUCUGCUGCGCGAAAUCAUGGCCGAGAAGGAGUGCAAGACGAUCAUCUUUAUCGAGACGAAGAAACGCGUUGACGACAUCACCCGGAAGGUGACGCGGGACGGCUGGCCAGCGAUGUGCAUCCACGGCGACAAAACGCAGCGCGAUCGCGAUAACACACUAAAGUCGUUCCGUUCCGGCAAGACACCGAUUCUGAUUGCCACCGACGUUGCGGCUCGCGGACUAGACGUGGACGACGUGAAGUUUGUCAUCAACUUUGACUAUCCGACCACCUCGGAGGAUUACAUUCAUCGCAUCGGGCGCACGGGCCGCUCCAACAACACCGGCACGGCGUACACCUUCUUCACGCCACAGAACGCGGCCCGCGCCCGCGAACUCGUCGAUGUGCUGCGCGAGGCCAAGCAGGUCAUCAACCCGAAACUGCUCGAAAUGACCACCGGACGAUUCCGGGGCAGAGACAACCAGCACGUCAACUCGCGCUACCCGCGCGAACGUCGCUCGCGUUCCAACGAUCGCCGCGGAGUGUACCGCCGUCGGUCGUACACCCGCUCCCGCUCCCGCUCGCGCUCGCCCCGGUCGCGCACUCGUUCCGCGUCGCCGCGCUUCUCCAAGCGGGACAUCUACCGCCCGGUCCGCCGCAGCAAGUCCCGUGACAGUCGACGUAGCCGAAGUCGCAGCCCGGCACGUCGCAGUCCGGCACGUCGCCCGGCACUGGCUCGUCCAAGCCGCAAAGCGAGCAGCCGUUCCGCCAGCCGAUCUCCGCCGCCACGGCGCGAUGAACGGUCCACGCGGGACGAACGCAGUGGACGCGGCGACGAUAGGGGCGGACGAGGAGCCGACCGGCAAUCACCGGCGGCGGCACGGACCGCCAGAAGUGGAUCGCCAGCUGGGGGCGCCGCCGACCGGAAGCGCAACGGACGGAGCCGAUCGUCGAGUGUGCGCAAGUACCGGCGCGGCAGCCGCAGCAGCCAUAGUCGCAGCCGGAGCCGAAGCCGAAGCCGCAGCCGUGAGGGAAGGUUCCGUUCGAACGCCAAAAACGGCAGCAACGGGUCCAGCUACCGAUACUGAGAGGAGGAGGAGGAGGUGCGACGUAAUCUUACUGGAUAGCCAGAAGUAUCCAAACAGUAGAACAAUCCCCAAACAUGCUUUUAUCGUAAUGUGUAGUAGUACUUCCCGAACACCCACAACAACUCCCCUCUAUUCGGCGAAGCAGAUGGUGUUUAAUCUUAAUUCUUUAAGCAUCAACUUAUUAAAAUUGAUUUUUUACGCGUAGAGAUAAGUUACAACCAGGAGGGUCAACCAACUCUUUGGGAAGGUAUUUUCUUGUUUCCUCUUUGUACAUGCGUUCAAGCUUGAUUGACAACAUAAUUACGAUUGAGUUUUGUAAUCUGAAAAAAAAAAAUAAACUUAGUUUGUAACCGUCUCCACUAGGCCUCGCUUGAAUUAUGUGUACCUUUCUUUCAUUAACACCAAUGAAGCUGAAUAAAGUGGAUUUUCCCAAAUAAA